UGGCAUUGUGUGACUUAUACUCCAGUGCGACUUAUGUAUGUUUUUUUCUCCCUAAUUAAGCAUUUUUGGCCUUGUGCGACUUAUACUCCAGUGCGACUUAUGUAUGUUUUUUUCUACGUAAUUAUGCAUUUUUGGCAUUGUGCGACUUAUGUUUGUUUUUUUCUACUUAAUUAUGCAUUUUUGGCAUUGUGCGACUUAUACUCCAAAGCGACUUGUAGUCCAGAAAAUACGGUAAGUACAAAAUAUUUGGACAACCACUAAAAAUUCUGAUUUGACUUGUAAUUAUGUUUUCUAUAAGGACUGGGACAGGUAAUAAAAACGAUAAUUAUUGUGUCCAAAAAGUUUUGAAAUGCUUUCAAAUCCUAAAUGUUCUGAGCCUCUGAACAUCUUGAUUGUUGUAUCUCCAAGUCAAAUUUCAAAGUUCUAACAUCUCCAUUGUCCAAAUCAUUGUAGCCUUAACAGUAUAAAUCCUCCUCUGCGGACAUCUCCGUGCGUUCAUCUCAGUAUGCACACGCUCACAUACUGUAGGAGCUGCACACGUAGCGAAGAACAACAAGCUUGACGUUCAUGUUGGGAGGCAUGCGUGUGGUAUUGAUCCAGGUUAACCCCGUCGGGACCUGCGACAGGCAGAAAGACAGACAGAUAGACAGUUAGACAGGCACUCAAGGCAAGUCGGGCUCGGGCUCAGCCCCCCCCCCCCCCAGCUCCGGUAUAAUACCUCAUGGUGGGCAGAUUAAAGGAUGAGACCUGAGGAACAAUCUGCACGCGUAGACAUAUAAAGCAGCUCCAGCAAUGAGUUGCGGCUGGCAGCGGUGAGAGACAUGCAUCCGCCCGUCCAGCGUCCUGCAGGACUGAGGAGUGUGAGUGACGCGUUGCAUGUGCAUGUUGGGAGUCGGAAGAUUCAGAUCCGGAACAUUCCCCCUCAUCUACAGUGGGAGGACUUUGAUGGCCUGCUUGCUCAAUAUGGUACUGUAGAAAACGUGGAACAAGUCAACACUGACACAGAAACGGCAGUGGUGAAUGUUACGUACGCAACCAAGGAGGAAGCUAAAGAAGCUAUUGAGAAGCUGACAGGCCAGCAGUGUGACGACUACUCUUUCAAGGUGUCCUACAUCAUGGACUCAGACGCCGCUCCGCCCGUUCAGGCUCCUCGAGGUCGACGCGGUGGUGGUGGUGGUAGAUUGUCACGGGACCAAGAACCGUCUCAGCCCGGGCCUUCUGGAGGCUUCAGCGUCCCGCGGCCUCGCCAGCAACACGACUUCCCCCUGCGCAUGCUCGUGCCCACGCAGUUCGUGGGCGCCAUCAUCGGCAAGGAAGGACUCACCAUUAAGAACGUCACCAAGCAGACGCAGUCAAAAGUUGACAUCCACCGAAAGGAAAACGCAGGGGCGGCAGAGAAGCCAAUCACCAUCCACUCCUCUCCCGAAGGCUGCUCGUCGGCCUGUCGCAUGAUCCUGGACAUCAUGCAGAAGGAAGCCAACGAGACCAAGACGACGGAGGACAUCCCUCUGAAAAUCCUGGCCCACAACAGCCUGGUGGGCCGCCUCAUUGGGAAAGAGGGCCGUAACCUGAAGAAGAUCGAAGAGGAGACAGGGACCAAGAUAACCAUCUCCUCGUUACAAGACUUAACCAUUUACAACCCAGAAAGGACCAUCACGGUGAAGGGGAGCUUGGAGACGUGUUGUAAAGCGGAGGCGGAGAUCAUGAAGAAACUGAGGGAGGCCUACGAGAACGACAUUGCUGCUAUAAAUCAACAGGCGAACCUUAUCCCAGGCUUGAACCUCAACGCCCUGGGCAUCUUCUCCUCUGGUCUGCCAGUGCUGCCCCCUGCUGCUGGACCUCGCGGGGCUGUCUCUCCUGUGGCGCCAGCAGGAUACAACCCAUUUUUAAGUCACUCUUCACAUCUCAGUGGCCUGUACGGGGUUCCUCCAGCAAGUGCCAUCCCCCACCAGCACUCAGCUCCAGAACAGGAGGUUGUCUACCUCUUUAUUCCAACUCAGGCAGUGGGAGCUCUUAUAGGGAAGAAAGGCCAGCACAUUAAACAGCUCGCCCACUUCGCUGGAGCCUCCAUCAAGAUCGCUCCGGCCGAAAGCCCAGAUGUCACUGAGAGGAUGGUGAUCAUUACUGGAACCCCAGAGGCUCAGUUUAAGGCCCAAGGUCGGAUAUUUGGCAAGCUGAAAGAGGAGAACUUCUUCUCCGGAAAGGAGGAAGUCAAACUAGAGACACACAUCAAGGUCCCUUCAACUGCGGCCGGCAGGGUCAUCGGCAAAGGAGGGAAGACUGUGAAUGAGCUUCAGAACCUUACGAGCGCUGAGGUCAUCGUACCGCGGGACCAAACUCCAGACGAGAAUGAUGAGGUGUUUGUGAAGAUCAGCGGGCAUUUCUUCGCCAGUCAGACUGCACAGAGGAAGAUCCGGGAGAUCAUUCAGCAGGUCAAACAGCAGGAACAGAAGCACCAGCGAGGCGCCGCCGGCUCACCGCCACAAUCCAAGUGACCAGCAGGAAGCGGCUCCAGCGGGCGCCCAACCCAAUGAAUGUAGCCCUCCCAAACGGACAGAGACCUCUACCCAGACUUAAGGCCACGGCCCGAGAGGGACACGCGGGGCAGACCAGCAGCGCCGGGAUCAAAAACCAAAGAAGUUCACCAAGGAGGGGAAUGGAGUGAGAGCCAAAGGCUGUGAGCAUUGUGUGCACUGCCAGCCCUGCCACGGCACACAGAGCAGGAUACUGAUACUGCAAGAGGAACGAAAGCAAAGAGAAGUGUUGUCUUCACAAGGUAAAACAAGAACGAGCACGUCACCCCUGCGUUACAUUCUCUUUAGUUGGAUUCAUUUACUGUAGACCUAACAUGAAUGAUACUGUAUUAACACCAGAGUUUAUGAGACAUGCGUAGAACAAGAGCAAGAUGAACUAUCCUUAGCAGUAUUAAUACAGGGUAGAAGAGAAUAUUGACAUUUACAGAGCAGUUCCCCUAUUUUGGAAAAUGGAAAAAGUACAAGCCCUAUCUGGAAACAUGAUGAAUGCUUUUUGUAACAAGCUUGUGUGCACGAGUGGAAGUGUGUGUGUGUGUGUGUGUGUGUGUGUGUGUGUGUGUGUGUGUGAGAGCCAAUGUCCCUAUGAAAUUAUUCUCACCAUUUUUUUUUAUUUCUAUCACGCUCUCUCAUCAAUUGUGUUUUCAUUCAUUCAUUCAUUCAUUCAUUUUCUACCGCUUUUUCCUCACGAGGGUUGCGGGGGUGCUGGAGCCUAUCCCAGCUGUCUUCGGGCGAGAGGCGGGGUACACCCUGGACUGGUCGCCAGCCAAUCACAGGGCACAUAUAGACAAACAACCAUUCACACUCACAUUCAUACCUAUGGACAAUUUGGAGUCGCUAAUUAACCUAGCAUGUUUUUGGAAUGUGGGAGGAAACCGGAGUACCCGGAGAAAACCCACGCAUGCAAACUCCACACAGAGAUGCCCGAGGGUGGAAUUGAACCCUGGUCUCCUAGCUGUGAGGUCUGCGCGCUAACCACUAGACCGCCGUGCCGCCCCAAUUGUGUUUUUAAAAGGAUAAAAAUAUUCCAAGGCAUGAAAUUCCAACCUCUCCAAUUCUCUCCCUCCCUCCUGCUAUCUUUAUGAUCCAGUGUGCAAUGGAUGCCAUCUAAAAAUAUCAUCUAUCUUUAAAUGAUUAACACAGAAAUGAAUACUUUGGACCUGCCGGUCUAUAGACUUUUUUUUCAAUGUGAGGCCAGAACACUUCCGCUGUCAAUCUUCACUAUGUGUGUUGUAAUGUACAUACAGUAUGUAUUUGCUAAUGGAAUCAGAUGCAAAUAUUAGGACAACGUUAGGUAAAAUGCCGGUCUUCAUGUAAUACAUUGUGGUGGUCAAUGGUGACUCACUCCCACCCGUGCCACUGCAAAUAGGUUUUGUUGAUGGCGGCCAUGUUUUCCAACCCAUCUUUUACAGGCAUGUACUUCACAAUCGGGGGCCAGCCAAUCACAGGGCACAUAUAGACAAACAACCAUUCACACUCACAUUCAUACCUAUGGACAAUUUGGAGUCGCCAAUUAACCUAGCAUGUUUUUGGAAUGUGGGAUGAAACCGGAGUACCCGGAGAAAACCCACGCAUGCACUGGGAGAACAUGCAAACUCCACACAGAGAUGACCGAGGGUGGAAUUGAACUCGUCUCUCCUAGCUGUGUGGCCUGCGCGCUAACCACUCAUCCCAAAUUCAUUGCAUCGUCGGACUGCGGCUAGCAACUAGCGGCAUCUUUAUGUCAAAUUUUCAUAACAUUCUGUUAUAUCAUAAUUACAGCUGCAAUGAUGACUAGAUUAAUCAAUGCUUGGUCGAUGACCCAAUUAAUCAACAACUAUUGCUCCAACUCCUAGCUGUAUGGCCUGCGUGCUAACCACUCGAACACCAUGCAGCCUUAACUCCUAAACUCCUAAUGGAGUUUAACAAUAACAGCGCUACCCUGUGGUUUAUUUGCAUGAAAAAUAAUAGUCCAAUACAAGCAACGCACUGGGCAUGUGUGUUGUGACAAAUAUCUCUUAUUUGUAUUCGGCGGUUCAAGAGUCUAAAUACAAAUACACAUGGUCUUCGGGUUAAGUGCGAGUUCUAUAUCUUCCUAGACGGUGAUGUUAGUUGAGUUUUGGUGUAAAGAGAAAAAAAAAUUAACUUCUGAGUCCCUCACACUGAAUACAGUACAAUAAAACUUUGCCUGAUAGAAGAAUUAAAGCAAUAGCAACCUUUCUAUCGCAAUAAUAAGACCAUGUUGCUUCGUUAUUCCAGUCGCUUUCAUAGCAGCAGAUCCUUGAACAUACUCAAGGAUACCGUAUCGAAUCAUUUACAUCCCUACUUAUCGAUAAAAACAUAUUUUUACCUGCGAUUAAAUUUGAUUAAUUAUGAGUUAACUAUGAACAAAAUGUGAUUAAUCCCAACUAAAUAUUUGAAUUGAUUGACAGCCCAAGUUGUAAUAUGUUACAUCAUGAAUUAGUGAUAUAGUUGUAUUCCAUUAGCAAAUACAUGUAGCAGAAUUGACGCUAACUGAAGGAGGUGCUUUGAUGGUCUAUUUGAACGUGUGCACCCUCGCCUUAAGGGGAUGCGUCAUGGUGGUCGGCCGGGGGGGGGGGUUUAAGUGCGCAUUGACGCAAACGUGAAGGUGGGUUGUGGCACUUGAACGACCUGCCGUGUACACUCACUGUGAGCGGGUUUGGCUUGAAACUUCUCUCUUGGCCCCGCGGGGGGGGCUUUCUAAAAGGGUGUGACAGCUGUGAAUGUACCAUAACACAGCCUUUUUAGAAUGGAAUAAAUACAAUCAGCCCUCGCCUUGUCCAGCACAGGCCAGACACGGAGAUGGUUACGCUUGAAUUUGAUUUUCUUUGCUGUUGUUGUUUUUUUUUUUUUUUUUUUUACUGAGCUGAAUGACUGACUGCUGUGCAAGUAUGCUGGGCAUGCGGGUCCCUAAUGGAGACCUUGGAAGCUUUUUGCCUUAUUUUGUCAUCUUUCACUCUUCAUUGCAAAGCUUAUUGCCACACCUUCCUCCAUGUGUGUGUAUGUAUGCGUGUGUGCAUGAGUGUGUGUGUGUAUAUAUACAUAUAUAUAUAUAUAUAUAAAUAUAUAUAUAAAAAAAGAGAGAGUAAUAUUUAUGAAUCUAUUUUUUCCUAUUUUGUGAUGAGAACUAUUGAUAUGAAACAAAAGAAACAAAAGUCCUCUUCUUUUUUUUUUUUUGCCCUCAGUGGGACACUGCCAUAUUAUUUUGAAGGGAAGUGUUUAUUUUCUUGAAAAUGAAUAUAAAUGAAAACCUGAAAAAAAAAAAACGUGGAGAAGAGUAAAGCGAACCACCGCAGGAUGUAAACAGAGCGCGUGUCAGUAUUGUGAUCUACCUCAGGCUUCAGGGUACCUCAGUCCAAUCUUUCAUUUCCCCUUCUCCCCCCCACCCCUUUUUUUCCCCCACAUUUUGUAUGCCUUGUUAACUGAUCAUUUUGAUCAUUUUGAAUUUCUUUUUUAAAUGAAAAGAAGAACAGGAGGGGCCAUGUCAACUAGUUCCUCCAGCUUAGUUUAACGUUGUAGUUUUUGCCGUGCAACCUCUUACUGACACUCGCAAAAAAAAAAAAAAUUGUGCAAGCACGAGAAUGGAUCAUGAAAGAAACAGGGGUACGCGCUUGUCCAAAGUGGCUUGGGAUGGCGAUGCUGUGUACUGAAUACACCAGGGUGUCCAAAGUGGAUUUGCACUCAGGAUAUUGAAAAAAAAAUAAUUAAUAAACUCAAUUCAUUACAUUGGUCUACACAUUUUUGGAACUCGAUCUGCUUCCGAGAUAAAAGUGGCUAAAUCUAAUAUAUGAUUGAAUAUCUGAUGAAGAACAGGCUAAAGCAUCAUUUAAAACAAGUAAGUAUCUGAAGGACGCUUCAGAUACUUCAGGAUUCCACUUUCCUUCUCCAUAGCUGAGGAUAAGCGUCCUGGUGGAAUCCUACCCCGUGCUCAUCACUUCUUCAAAAAGUGUAUUUUCAGUGACAUAUUGCAGCCAAGGGCUUUGUAGGUUUGCCACCAGCUGCUUAUAAUUAUCUGCCUUGUAGUUUCCAAGAAACUCUGAUUUGUGCUACCGUUCAUGAAAUUUAUUUUUUGUUCAUUCAUUCAUUCAUUUUCUACCGCUUAUCCUCACGAGGGUGGCAUGGGGUGUGCUGGAGCCUAUCCCAGCUGUCUUCGGGCGAGCGAGAGGCGGGGUACACCCUGGACUGGUCACCAGCCAAUCACAGGGCACAUAUAGACAAACAACCAUUCACACUCACAUUCAUAACUAUGGACAAUUUGGAGUCGCUAAUUAACCUAGCAUGUUUUUGGAACGGGGAGAACAUGCAAACUCCACACAGAGAUGGCCGAGGUAGGAAUUGAACUCGGGUCUCCUAGCUGUGAGGAUAUCAACUAUAGUAUAAAUAAAAUUGAAUCUGUGAGGAAAAAGUGCAAAAACCUCCAAAUAUAUGUACUUUUUUUGAAAAUGCCCUUAAUUCAUCGCACUGACACCUGUGCCAACUUCUGUGGGAAGGCUAUACAACACAAUACAACAACAAUUAAACGACUUCUAAGAAAGCUAUUGGAAGUUUCAAGGCAGUGUUAUUGCCGUAAUCAAUUUUGUUGUUUGUUUUGUUGAUAGCCGAGGGUGGGAUUGAACUCGAGUUUCCUAGAUGUGAGGUCCGCAAACCACUCACUCAUCCGCCGUGCAGCCCUCCAAAUUAGAUAUUUCUGCAAAACAAAACAUUUUAUGUCAAACCUCUAGCCAUAAUAAAAUGAAUAUUUUGGAAUGUGCAGUUCAGAUAGAAGUGGUUGCUUUUAGACACACUGUAGCUUUAUUUUACAUAAAUGUCCUAUUUUGACCCAAAACUGUGUCUUAUUUUGAAAUUAUAGCCAAUCUGCAAUUCUUACUUUUUCUUUAUUAGUGACUUAAACCAAGACUAAUUUCACUACUUUUGUUCCGGAAGCAUUUUGCUUGUAGAUCAUUGUUAAUGUGAUAUAGUCAGAUAUGACACUAAUUUGCUUUGCCGGCUAUAUUACAAAUUUAAGAUGUGGGUGUUUUUUUACUCAGCCUAGCUGACCUACAUUGGAUUGGAUUGUACAAAAUGCGGCCCCCGGUGGAAAAAAGUUUGGUCAUCCCUGGAUUACGCCAUCUAAAAAAAAUGAAGGAGGGGGGAAAAAUGCAAAACUAAUAGAAAGUAAACAACUGUACCUCCUAGAAGUAAAAUAAAAGGUUUGUAAAUUUGUGUUUUGUUAGAUGAUUUGUUGUAACAAUGCUUCUUUGAUAGAAAUAUUAUACAAUUGGAAAGCCCGAUGUGCCAGUUAUAUGGAACAUGAAUUUAUGGGAUGUUUUGUUACGGCGUCCUUAUCUUGUUAACACAAUGUCAAUUGGAUUCUCAAAAAUGUAAACACAAAACAUGUUUUUAUAGUUACACAUACAUUGGUGUGAAAAAGUGUUUGCCCCUCUUUGAUGAUUCUAUAUAAAUGUAUUUCUAAAUAUAACUUAUAAUUUUUAAGGGCAAAAAAAAUUAAUAUCCAAACUUACAUGGCCAUGUGUGGAAAAGAUAAUAAUCAUUUUGGAAAAAGGUUAUAAAUCUAUUUCAAACCAGAAAUGGCAGAAACAUAGGACAGUGGUAUACCUUCCCGGGAGUGGCCGACCAAUCAAAAUGACCCUAAGAGCGCAGUGACGACUCAUCUAAGAGGUCACAAAAGACCCCACAACAACAACAAAUGGUCUGCAUGGCAGAGUUACAAGACAAAAAUCACUGCUGAACAAAAAUAACAAUCAAUUUUGCCAGAAAUAUAUUGAUAUUAAUGAUAAUAAUAAUACUUUUUUUUGUAAAGCGCUUUUCAGAGUACUCAAAGACGCUUUACAGUGAAGAAAAAUAGAGUUCAGUAAAAAAAAAACUGAGUAAAAGAUGCAUUAAAAUACAACAUCCAUACGCUCAUUCAGAGCUAAAAACAGUCAGGUAUAAAAAGUUAGACUUUAAAAACUGACUUAAAAAGGUGGGUUGUUUUUUGAA
Molecule: messenger RNA, 8510 nt
Organism: Doryrhamphus excisus (bluestripe pipefish)
Lineage: Eukaryota; Metazoa; Chordata; Actinopteri; Syngnathiformes; Syngnathidae
Gene: igf2bp2a
Product: insulin-like growth factor 2 mRNA binding protein 2a
Molecular function (GO): RNA binding
Source: RefSeq, a predicted model, not a curated record